AAGAGGAAAAAUCAAGUGUUCAAACGUUCUUAUUAGCUACGGGGGUAUAAAUUAGUUUGUUCUCAUUUUCCGUAUUAUUUUGCACCACCUAUAUCCAGGGGACAAGGGCGACUGUGCUCAUCGGUAAAACCCUAACUCAGCGGUCGGAGAGAGGGAUGGAAAAGGCGACGGAGAAGGAGAAAAGCAGUCGGAAAUCGAGGGAGGAGAGAGAAACUACAGAGCACAAGCACCGUCACCACAGAUCUAGGCAUCGCCACCGCUAUGAAGACGAGGAAGACGACGAUGAGCACCGUCGAUCUAGGAGAGAGAAAUCUCACGACGACGAACACCACCACCGUCACCAUCAUAAAUCGAGGGAGUACUCCGUGGAUGAGCAGGGGGAUGAGGAGGAAGAUGCUCGUGAUUCGAGGAGAGGGAGGGAAGGCAGUAGGGAUAAGGAUAAGGAUAGAAAGAAGAGGAAGGAUAGGGAGGUGAGUGAGGAGAGGAUUGAUGACAAGAGGGCUAAGGUUUCUGAUGUCAAGAAGGAGAGGCGUCGUUUUGAUGACGACGAUAAUGGUAGAAUUGUUAAGGAUGAAAGGAAAGAGAAGAGGAGAUUUGAGGAUGAUGGAAAUGGUAGGGUUAAGAUUGAAGAAGCUAAGACGAAGAAAGAAGAUGGCGGCCGCGGCGAUGGCAGUGGGGAGAUUGUUGAUAAUAAUAAUGGCAGGAAGAGGGAUAGGAGAAGAUUUGAAGAUGGUGAUGUUAAGAAAGAAAGUGUUGCAGAGCCUACUGGCAGGAGUGGUUCCUUUCCAAACGAUGGUGCUGAGAAAUCACUCAAUGUGUCAUCAAGAUUUUCAUCUGAAACAUUCCCCGCAAAUAACCAUACUGCCACCAAGGUAUCUUCAAUUUCUACCACCCAUGAAAAUAAGGGAGUUAAUAUUACCGGAUCUCAUGCGGUUACUGGAAAAUCUAGUACAGAUGGAACACCUUCAACUGCUGGCAAGACUGGAAAUAUAUCCCUUGAUGCUUUAGCAAAAGCUAAGAAAGCUUUACAGAUGCAGAAGGAACUCGCUGCAAAAAUGAAGAAGAUUCCUUUGCUAAACAGAGGUACUAGCUCAAGCAAUGCUGUCAAUGCUCAAGUGGGCUCGAAAGAAGAAAUUAAACCACCUAGUGCUGCUGGGAUUCAGCAGACACCAUCAACAUCUACCUUUCCCCCAGCUGCUGCUUCUGCUAAGACGGCUAGCAUGAUAGACCCUGCCAAAUAUGAAGCUGUGAAGCGUGCACAAGAACUUGCUGCCAAGAUGGGGUUUCGCCAGGAUACAGAAUUUGCUCCUUUGAUAAAUUUGUUCCCUGGGCAGUUGCCACUUGAUACUACCGCGCUUCAAAAGCCUGCAAAGGCUCCAGUUCUUCGGUUGGAUGCUCACGGUAGGGAAGUUGAUGAGGAUGGAAAUGUUGUCUACAUUUCUAAACCAAGCAGUCUAAGUACCCUUAAGGUGAAUAUUAACAAGCAGAAAAAAGAUGCAUUCCAGAUUCACAAGCCAGAAUUGGAAGUUGAUCCAGAUAAGAAUCCUCAUUUUGAUCCAAGGAUGGGUAUUGACAAAACCAAGCUUCUCAGGCCCAAAAGAAUGAAUUUCCUGUUUGUUGAGGAAGGUAAAUGGUCAAAAGACGCUGAGAUUAUCAAACUGAAGAGUCAAUUUGGAGAAGCCCAAGCCAAGGAGCUUAAGGCUAAGCAGGCACAGCUGGCUAGGGCAAAGGCGGAGCCAAACAUAAAUCCAAAUUUGAUUGAGGUUUCAGAAAGAGUUAUCACAAAGAAAGAGCCAAAGGAGUCUAUUCCAGAAGUUGAAUGGUGGGAUGUGCCUCUUCUGCGUUCUGGUGAUUAUGCUGAUAUUGCUGAUGGUAGCAGCAUUGAAGAUAGAGUGAAGAUGGAGAAAAUCACGAUCUAUCUUGAGCAUCCCCGUCCUAUUGAACCUCCUGCAGAGCCAGCCCCACCACAACCUCAACCGCUUAAACUUACAAAGAAGGAACAGAAGAAACUCCGUACACAGCGUCGCUUGGCAAAGGAGAAGGAUAGGCAGGAGAUGAUUAGGCAAGGUUUAAUCGAGCCCCCCAAACCUAAAGUUAAAAUGAGUAACAUCAUGAGAGUGUUGGCCUCUGAGGCAACCCAAGACCCAACGAAAAUGGAGAUGGAAGUUCGAACUGCUGCAGCUGAACGUGAGCAGGCUCAUGUGGACAGGAACAUUGCUCGCAAACUGACACCUGCUGAGCGGCGUGAAAAGAAAGAGAGGAAGCUGUUUGAAGAUCCAAAUACUUUGGAAACUAUUGUUUCAGUGUACAAGAUCAAUGACUUUUCACACCCACAAAAUAGGUUCAAAGUUGACAUCAAUGCGCAAGAGAACCGUUUAACUGGUUGCGCUGUCAUUUCUGAGGGUUUUAGUGUCGUGGUUGUUGAAGGUGGAAGCAAAUCCAUUAAAAGGUAUGGAAAGCUGAUGCUUCGGCGGAUAAAUUGGCUUGCCAAGGUGUUAAAUGAGGACGGGGAGGAAGAUGAAGAUGAGGAAAAACCACCAAAUAAAUGUUCUCUGGUUUGGCAAGGAAGUGUGGCAAAACCUAGUUUUAACCGGUUCUUCAUCCAUGAUUGCAGAACUGAGGCUGCUGCCCGCAAAGUUUUCUCUGAUGCUGGUGUUGGCCACUACUGGGAAUUGGCUGCAAACUUUGUGGAUGAUCAGAUAUAAAGUUCUGGAUAUUUGGUUUCUGUAUUUGUGUCUGGUAAGUCCAAUUAGCUCUGUUUCUGUAUUUGGUUUCUGCAUAUGAGCAUUUUGAUAAUGGUACUGUGGAAUUGAAGGAGAUUUAGAUGCAUAGGAUGGCACAUGCUCAGUGAUCUUUCGUCUCUUGUUUCUUUUUUGCUGGUGUCUAAUGUAAAAGGACGACUGCUUCAGUCCCGAUAAUAUUAUAACAAACCAAACUUCUUUUGUGAGAAGAUAUCAGCUUGACUUGAUUAAUGUUAGCACCUUGCAGCCUUAA
Molecule: messenger RNA, 2994 nt
Organism: Spinacia oleracea (spinach)
Lineage: Eukaryota; Viridiplantae; Streptophyta; Magnoliopsida; Caryophyllales; Amaranthaceae
Product: protein RDM16
Exons: 6
Coding region: 156-2705 (849 amino acids)
Biological process (GO): mRNA splicing, via spliceosome
Cellular component (GO): U4/U6 x U5 tri-snRNP complex
Source: RefSeq, a predicted model, not a curated record